CGGCAAAGCCCAAACGUAGAAGGAAAGUCCGGGGACAUCUCCAGAAAGAAGACCAAAAGCUCUUGUUUUCCCAAUUCUACCCACGACUUGGUCCGAAGUCUUGGUAUUUUCUCGUUCAUUCACGUUAUAAAACUUUCUUAAUUGGUCCGUCUCCCCAAAACCAAAACUCAUGGCGGAACUGCCGAUAGAACCCCAUCUGAGCUUCGAAUUGGAAUCGCUGGCCAUUCCCCCGAUGGAUCCCUUGUAUCUCUCAUCAGAUCUAGGGUUUCCUCUGGACGACAAUGAUGAUUUCCAGCUUACCUUCGACGAAUUCGACGAAUUGUACUUUCCCGACGUGAUCGUACCCGAUUCGUCCGGAGCAACACCCGAAUCUUAUGUGGGAGGGUACCUGAAUUCGUCCUCCCCGGAAUUUGACAGUUUAUGCGGCCAGGCCGGUAAUUCUCACUCUCCUAUCUCCCCUUUAGGAUCCGGAAAUUGCGGUUCGGCCGUUUGCGUGGACGCGAAUGUUACCUCGACGGAUUCCGGAACCGACGUUGAUCAGAAGAUUGAUGUUAAAGAAUUCGGUAAAAGGCGAGCGUCUAAAAGGAAGAUAGACCAGGAAGAGACUGAUUCCGUCAAGUGUAUAAAAUCAUCGCUGCUGACUGUGAACAAUUCUAAAUCCAGUUCUGAUAAUAAGUCAAAUGCUCUGAGCGAAGAGGACGAGAAAAGGAGAGCGAGGCUUAUGAGGAACAGAGAUAGUGCGCAGCUGUCAAGGCAGCGGAAGAAGCAUUACGUGGAAGAGCUGGAGGAUAAGGUUAGGACAAUGCAUUCCACGAUUGCUGAUUUGAAUAAUAAGAUAGCUUAUUUUUUGGCUGAGAAUUCUACCUUGAGACAGCAAUUAAGUACCGGUGGUGGAGGUGCUGGAAUGUGCCCUCCACAGCCAAUGCCUAUGCCAAUGUAUCCACCAACGGCAUACCCUUGGAUGCCAUGUGCUCCGCCGUAUAUGAUGAAGCCUCAAGGGUCUCAGGUGCCACUAGUACCUAUCCCUAGGCUGAAACCACAGAAGCAAUCGAAACCGGCUUCCAAAGCUAAAAAGAAUGAGAGCAAAACUAAGAAGGUUGCUAGUGUUAGUUUACUGGGAAUGUUGUUUUUCAUAUUAUUGUUCAGUGGUUUGGUCCCAAUUGUGAAUAUAAGAUAUGAUAAUACGCCUGUUGGAUCUGGUUUCGUUGGAGAUGGGUUUUACAAGGUGCAUGGUGGGACAGUUUUGAGAGUUGAUAGCCAUUUAAAUGGGUCUAAUCAUGCUAGGGAUGCAGCAAUUUCAUAUGGGAAUUUUGAGGUUGGCAAUAGAGUUAUUCGUAGAGGCUCCGAGUCCAGUGUUGAGAAAAAAGAGACUGGAGUGCAAAAUGCCAGUGAGCCUCUCACUGCUUCCCUCUAUGUACCGAGAAACGAUAAGCUUGUGAAAAUUGAUGGCAACCUGAUAAUUCAUUCCGUUUUGGCCAGUGAGAAAACUAUGGCCUCUCAUAAGGCUUCUGAAAGAAAGAAUAAAGAGACAGGUUUGGCCAUCCUAAAGAAUUUCCCUCAGGCACUUGCCAUUCCUGAUGAGCAUGGAGGAAAGCAUUCACAUGAAUAUAGAAACCAUGCAGAAAGACACAUGGCUCUUUCUUCAGGUUCUGCCGAUGCUUUGAAGGACCAUUUCAAGUCAACUGCUGCUGAUGGGAAGAUGCAGCAGUGGUUCCGGGAAGGAGUGGCAGGACCAAUGUUGAGUUCAGGCAUGUGCACAGAAGUGUUCCAGUUUGACAUCUCUGCCCCAGGAGCCAUUGUUCCAGCUUCCUCGGUUACCAAGGAAUCUGCCAAACGUCAGAAUGCUACCCAGCUUAACAAGGGAAGAAACAGAAGGAUUCUCCAUGCUCAUCCUGUUCCUCUCGCUAGUUCUGAUCUGAACAUAACCCAACAGCAUGUUGGAAGAAAUUCAGGAAAGCAAGAUUUUCAAGGUAACAGAACUAAUUCUUCUGUGGUAGUUUCUGUGCUUAUUGAUCCCAGAGAGGCUGGUGAUGGGGAUAUGGAUGACAUGAUUGUAUCGAAAUCUCUUUCUCGGAUCUUUGUUGUUGUUCUUUUAGAUAGUGUCAAGUAUGUUACGUAUUCUUGCGGACUUCCAAGAUCUGGUCCGCAUCUUGUGACCGCUUAAGGGAUAAACGAAUGGUUGCGACUUUGGCUUCUAGUUUAUAUAUUUAUGUAUAUACUCACAAUAACAUAGUAACUAUUAGGUGUCACGGCUAGUUGAAACUUCUAUAACAUUUUAACCUCUCUAUGUACUUUGGAUUUGCCUUCUAAAAUAACCUUGGCUUUUUGGCUUUACUGCA
This is a messenger RNA of Hibiscus syriacus, 2339 nucleotides long. RefSeq names its product bZIP transcription factor 17-like. Bases 170 to 2164 code for a protein of 664 amino acids. The record is from RefSeq and is a predicted model, not a curated record. Gene Ontology annotation, cellular component: endoplasmic reticulum membrane; nucleus. Lineage: Eukaryota; Viridiplantae; Streptophyta; Magnoliopsida; Malvales; Malvaceae. The transcript is spliced from 2 exons. Gene Ontology annotation, molecular function: DNA-binding transcription factor activity.